Molecule: messenger RNA, 1020 nt
Organism: Parnassius apollo (apollo)
Lineage: Eukaryota; Metazoa; Arthropoda; Insecta; Lepidoptera; Papilionidae
Source: the annotation of a GenBank genome assembly
AUGUCGGCAGGGUCCUCUCGGUCUCGGCAAGCGGCACCCGCCGCUGGUGGAGUGCGCCGCAUGCGUUGGACAAGGGAUAUGAACGCAAACGCACUGCGGGCGUACUUUAGGGCAAAAAGGGGAAGAAACUGCGGAUGGAUAGCGUAUCGGGCUCGGAUGCAUCGCUUUUUUGCUGAGCUGGAGCCGUCUAUUCCCGUCACGGAACAAAACCUGGCAGACCGAGUUCGGUACAUUAUGCGCUCGAAAAUAUUCGAUGACGCCGAGCUCGAACGACUACGACGUGAGGCCAUUCCCUCAUCGAAUGAAUUGGCUACGGCUGGGGAUGAGGCUCCUCAGGCGGAAAGACUGAUAAGCUUCAGGUCGGGUAAUAAUAGACCGAGGGUUGUGCGCACCGUUAGAAUGGCGUAUGCUGGGACAAAUAUCAGUUUGUCCCAGCCGGAUAUCACGCAGAAACUAACGGAGCGCAUAGAUGACCUGAAGCAAAAGAUCGCCGCUUGGGGGAAGCGGAUUCGCCGAUUUACCGAGAGGUCAAGGCGGUUCAACCAAAAUCGUCUUUUCCAGAGUGAUCAGAAGAGGCUCUACAAAUCAUCGGAGCGACCAGAGGUAUGUGGAGCGGGCCCAGGACCGGAUCAGGCUAAAACUGUCGCAUUUUGGCGUGGCCUGUGGUCAGAGCCCGUAAACCACAGCGAGGGCCCUUGGACGGAAGUUGUGGCGAGUCAGUGUGCGAGUAUUACGCCCAUGGACCCCGUCAUCAUAACGCCGGAUGACGUAGCUGAGGCGGUCCGUAGAGCCCCGAACUGGAAAAGUCCGGGACUCGACGGACUGCAUCACUACUGGCUGAAGGGGUUCAUGGUGUGUCACGCUGUGCUCGCCCGUCAGUUUCAAGAGGCUCUCAACCAGAAGUCGCUCCCUAGCCUCUUCACUACUGGGAUCACUCACUUGGUUCCUAAAGACCAGGGUGGAUGUGGUUAUAAAAAAUAUCAUUCAAUAAACAAAAUCUGCAUAAUAACAGAAGUUUAA